CAUCGGUUUGCAGGCAGGCAGGCAUGUUCGAGGCACUUUAAGCCAGUUGCCGAUCAGUGCCAGCAAUCAGUUUCGGUCGGGCAGUACUUCGGGGAUUUUCGUGUUUUCGGAGCUUCAAAUUUGGUGUACCUUAAUUGUUGUCGUCGUCGCUGCACCCCUUCUACCCCCAGCUUAAAGACAGGUCUUCAGGACUCCGUGACAGUCUGCACGCUCAGUUUGAGCCAGGUUCUCGCGGACGAAAGAGCGCGCCAAAGUUUUGGGAAAAUUUCAUUACAAAGAUUUUCAUCGCCCAAGAAAGAGUGAGCAAAAUUCGUUACCGAGCGAGUGGUGAAGGGAAAAUUCUUAUGAAGCAAAAAUUGAUGCGAAGAAAAAGUUCGUUAAAUUGAGUGAGUGAAGCGAAAAGCCGGCGCUAUUAAGUAAUAGGGUUUGCGGAGCCGUUGAAGAGCAUCGAAAUUUUCCGGAGCAAAAUUGCAGUGUGCGGUCAGCCGGCGAAAAUUUGCGCUCAAGUUUUGGCGGCGAAAAAUCGAAGGGUGCAUUCAAGCUGGGAAAGCUUUUCACAGGAUCACAGGAAGGAAUACUUUUAAAAGUCACCACCAAGAUGUCUAGCCACCAACAACAACAACAACGACGCCGCCGCCGCACCCCGGUCUACUGCGAUCAGCUGUCGUCGUGGCUUCUGCUGGCGGUCUUCGCGGUCAGCGCGGUGCUGCUCUGUUGCUGCGUAACCACCGCCCAGGCCCAGCCCCAGACGCCCCCGACCAAGUCUCAGGUGUCGGACGAAGCGCUGGACAAGGCCCUCAGCGACAAGCGGUACCUGAUGCGACAGCUCAAGUGUGCCCUCGGCGAGGUGCCGUGCGAUCCCGUCGGAAAGCGGCUGAAGAGUUUGGCCCCGUUCGUGCUGCGUGGCGCCUGUCCCCAGUGUACGGCCACCGAGAUGAACCAGAUCAAGAAGACGCUGGCCCACUUGCAGCGGAACUUCCCCCAGGAGUGGAACAAACUGGUCCAGACGUACGCCGGCUGAGCCAAGGUCAACACAAA
This is a messenger RNA of Culex pipiens pallens (northern house mosquito), 1038 nucleotides long. RefSeq names its product putative odorant-binding protein A10. Bases 599 to 1021 code for a protein of 140 amino acids. The transcript is spliced from 3 exons. Lineage: Eukaryota; Metazoa; Arthropoda; Insecta; Diptera; Culicidae. The record is from RefSeq and is a predicted model, not a curated record.